Molecule: messenger RNA, 642 nt
Organism: Arabidopsis arenosa
Lineage: Eukaryota; Viridiplantae; Streptophyta; Magnoliopsida; Brassicales; Brassicaceae
Source: the annotation of a GenBank genome assembly
AAAAUCUCUCUCUUUCUUCUUUCUUUAAAAAUCGACGGUUGAGAUGAGACGACAAGGUCGGCAACAUGGUAUAGUCAGAAGUUACCGGAUUCUUCCACCACCGCUUAACACAAGACCGGUCACCUCUUUGACUUCAUCACCUCAAACCUCUGAGUUAUUAACCACAUUGCCAUCGAAACCAACCAAAGCUCAGAGGAAAGUGUGGCCUGGUCAAGUGCAUUGGGUGAGAUCAAACGACAUUGCUUCAUCAAGCUACAAACUGCUGACGUGGCGGGUCAAGACAGAACCUGUUUUGAAUCUCCCUAGUUUCUUGGAUCCUAACCAUUGUGAAGACAUUGUAGAAGAAGAAGAAGCUGGACUUGAAACGGUGAAGACAGAGCAUAAUGGAGAUAACAGCGAGAAAGAAGAUGGUGGGUCUCAUGAUUAUGAUGAAAGUAUGAGUUUUUACGAUGUGGGGAUGAUGAUGAUGGAACAUGUGUUAGAUGACAAUGAAGAAGAAGAUGGUUGGUGUUUGGUCUAAUGAUGUCUCCUUCACAUGGAUCAGCUUUUUCUUUUUCUUUUGUGAAUGUUACUUUGAUUAUUUUACAUUAUCUUUUUGUGUAAAGUGAAUAGCUUUAUCAACAACAAACCAAUUCAAGAUUA